Molecule: messenger RNA, 150 nt
Organism: Auxenochlorella protothecoides
Lineage: Eukaryota; Viridiplantae; Chlorophyta; Trebouxiophyceae; Chlorellales; Chlorellaceae
Exons: 1
Coding region: 1-150 (49 amino acids)
Source: RefSeq, a predicted model, not a curated record
AUGCACAUAAGCAGGCUCCGUUGUCCGGAAUAUGUAAGCCCUUUCAUGGAGCAAUCCCAACAUCACGUCACCGAAAGCCUACCGGUGACGCUGGACCCCGGGAUGUUACCCAAGCCUGCUGUGCGCACUGAGGGACCGAUUGCGCGAUGA